Messenger RNA from Chrysochloris asiatica (Cape golden mole), 963 nucleotides. Its product is annotated as olfactory receptor 11H4-like. Bases 1 to 963 code for a protein of 320 amino acids. Gene Ontology annotation, cellular component: membrane. Gene Ontology annotation, molecular function: G protein-coupled receptor activity; olfactory receptor activity. The record is from RefSeq and is a predicted model, not a curated record. Lineage: Eukaryota; Metazoa; Chordata; Mammalia; Afrosoricida; Chrysochloridae. The transcript has a single exon. Gene Ontology annotation, biological process: G protein-coupled receptor signaling pathway.
AUGGUGUUCUCUGUCUUCUCUGCAGCCCUGGGAUUCAUGAACAACUCAAUGAAAAGCACUGUGACUGAGUUUGUCCUCCUAGGCUUCCCUGGUGGCCAGGAGAUUCAAAUGCUCCUCUUCUCGCUGUUUCUUGGGGUCUAUAUAUUUACCACGAUGGGAAAUGGCGCCAUUAUCUUUGCUGUAAGGUGGGACCAACGGCUCCACACCCCAAUGUAUGUUCUACUGGGGAACUUUGCUUUCCUUGAAAUAUGGUACAUUACCUCCACUGUGCCUUGUAUGCUGGUCAAUUUCCUCUCAGAGACAAAAACCAUCUCCUUUGUUGACUGUUUUCUCCAAUUCUAUUUCUUUUCUUCCCUUGGUACAACUGAAGCAUAUUUCCUCUGCAUCAUGGCAUAUGACCGGUACCUUGCCAUCUGCCGCCCAUUGCACUACCCAACCAUUAUGACCCUACAACUCUGCUAUAUAAUGAUAUUUCUUUGUUGGGUGUUUGGGUUCCUUAGUUACUCAGUCUCCACAGUGCAACUCUCCCAAUUGUCUUUCUGUGGGCCCAAUGUCAUUGAUCACUUUAUAUGUGACAUGGACCCACUGAUGUCUCUGUCCUGUGCUCCAGCUCCUAUCACUGAGUUAGUUUUCUAUAUCCUGAGCUCCUUCAUCAUCAUACUCACUCUUCUGUACAUCCUUGGCUCCUAUACCCUUUUACUGAUCGUUGUAUUAAAAGUUCCUUCAGCAGCUGGCCGGCGAAAAGCCUUUUCCACCUGUGGAUCACAUCUGACAGUGGUGUGCUUAUUCUUUGGAGCCCUCUUGGCAAUGUAUGUGAGCCCCACAUCUGAAAACCCAGCUGAAAUUCAGAAGGUUAUGACUUUGUUCUACUCCAUGGUCACUCCCUUCUUAAACCCUCUGAUUUAUAGCUUACGAAACAAGGAAAUGAAAACUGCAUUGAAGAAAGUCUUGAGAAUAGAAUGA